GAACAAACGUGCUCAAAGACCCGCCUGUCCUCGGUCAUGUUGUCAUGUUGUCGAUGAUAGGGGGUGUCACAUUCGGACUGUUCUAAGCCAAGUUAAGAUGAGCGGAUCUGCUGGUGGGGCGCCAGAAGCAUGGUUCAUGGGCGAUGAUUCAGGCCGUAACACGGCGGAAGAAUCGAACGAUGAUAAUUACUAUUCAGCUAUUGCUGCUACAGUCCAGCAUAGUGCUGCCACUUGCAGUGCAUCCUCCUCGGAACAAAACAGCCAAAUGCGCCGACAAGAAGAAAGGUUCCGCUUGUUUAUCCAAGUGCUCAUGAAAUUUCUCAAGACCAGAGAUCCUAGGGUGCAUAGUAGAGCCAAGCAAGUUAUCGAAGAAUGUGUUGCGCACCACAAACGGGGGUAUCCUGGCUAUGAAUCCGUCACGGCAUGUGUGAGUGUACACCUCAAGCCAGUUGUGGGCGAUGCCUAUUGGAAACGAGCGGAACAACAGCUCUCUCAUCAGUUAUUAUUGUUGACCCAAACAACAAAACAAAAGGAAGAAUGGAAGAAUUUGCCAUCCUCUACUGCAACCGAUACUACAUGUACUGCAACUCGGCACCCUGGUGCUCCCUCUCAACAGCAGCAACAUCAAAAUCAACAACCAGCCCCAUCGGCUCUGGAUUCAACACCAGCACAUCCUCCUCAUGAUGUGCCAUCCUCUACUUUGGCUGCCGCUGCCGUGGUCCAGCCCAUCCCUAGAGAACAGAAAUGGAAGAGGGUACAUCCAGGGGCCUCUAGCGUUGCCGUGGCUCCUGCAACUCAGCCCACUGCUAGACCUGCGGCCUCUCAAUAUCAGCAAAAUCAACAAUACCCAACGCCAUCUGUUUCUCCACCUGUACAGUAUCCACCUCAAAAUCAGCCUCGUCCCAUGGGUCCCCCUCAAAACGAAAACUUCCGCAUGUUCGUCAGGGUGCUGCUGAAACGCCUUGAGGACAGAGAUCCUAGGCUGCAUAGUAGAGCCAGGCAGCUUAUCAAGGAAUGCACUGUACGCUACAAACGAAGGGAACCUGGCUAUGAAUCUGUCACGGCUAGCGUGAGGGUGCACCUCAAGCGAGUUGUGGGUGAUGUCUAUUGGAAAAGGGCCCAAGUGACGCUUGCCCAGUUGCUCGCCAAAGAACAAAAAUAGGCUAGAGCUGCCUUGUUUUUGUCUGGAGAAGAAGGCCCAGAAAUCGUCAAGAGGAUUCGAUUCUGGCCCCAAACAUGGAAGAGUUGAUAAUGUGACUGACUCUACUUUGGCUGUUGGCUGCCAUGGUUCAGCCUAUUGCUAUGGAUCAGAGGCUGAGUAGGGAUGAUGCACUUGCGGUAGCCUCUCAAGUGGGAGAUCCAGGGAAAAUCGGAAGGGAAGCCAAGGGUACUCCUCAUUCUCACACUAUGAACAGUCCACCUAUUGAACCCUCACCCAAGAAAGGCAAAUAGAGCCUGCAAGGAGAACUGUCUUACGAUUCCAGCACAUAGCGACUGAAUGAAUUUUACUGAAACAGAAAACACACGGCAGCUGUAAUGUAACUUUUUUGGCUGGGAAGACUAUGCCUCUUUGCUCUUGGGGGAGUACGAAUGUACUUCACUGAUAAAGCUGGCUUUUAGUCCCCCAGAACAGCCACAAGCUCGGCAGCUCCCCGAGGUUAGUUGUAGGCCCCUUGAGUGUGUUUUUGAAGAAGGCAAUCUGUUGGCCACAAAGUAGCUGGGCUCUAGCUAAUCCAAAAGCCUGCUUUUGCUUCUUGUUACUCAAGUACAAGGAUCCAUUCUUGUAGUUCCUCUUUUUGAUUGGGGCACAUGUAUGUACAUGUACUUGUGGUGAUCGUUGGAGCAAGUUCUGGCUACGGAUACCGUACCAAGCUGGCAGUAGUUGAGCGCCACAGCACCUGUAGCUACCACGGUUCAUCGGUUGGUACUGGUACAUGUAGCUGGUACCAGCUUCGCUACCACGGUUCGUGGGUCGGAAGGGAGGAGCAUGUGUGAGUCCUUCUGCAGUGCCUAUGCUCGAUUGGCAACAGGUGUUUUAGACCCACGGAAGCCAGUCUACCUGUAUCUCGGGCACACGUUUCGUCCAUACAGGUAGACUGUGAGAUCUUCACGCGAUAAGUUCUUGAAUCGAUAUCUUGUGGGCUACUCGAGAGCUACUUUCAGUGACCUACAACAUCAGCUCAUGUGGACUAGCCUGUGACUGUGCCUAUGGUGCUAGAGCUAGAAGGCACACCAAGGUGGGCUUUGAAGCAGCAUUACUAGUGUUAUUGCUCUAAAGCUCACUUGGAGUGGAUCAAUUUGCAUAGGCUUUUGAUCCAUAGAACCUCCAUUUGUGUAGUCAGCCCAUUUGAAAUGUUAUG
Seminavis robusta is the source of this 2360-nucleotide messenger RNA. NCBI's taxonomy places the organism in Eukaryota, Bacillariophyta, Bacillariophyceae, Naviculales, Naviculaceae. The record is from the annotation of a GenBank genome assembly.